Messenger RNA from Mesoplodon densirostris (Blainville's beaked whale), 1286 nucleotides. It is a transcript of the gene TMEM59, whose product is annotated as transmembrane protein 59. Bases 142 to 1146 code for a protein of 334 amino acids. NCBI's taxonomy places the organism in Eukaryota, Metazoa, Chordata, Mammalia, Artiodactyla, Ziphiidae. The record is from RefSeq and is a predicted model, not a curated record. The transcript is spliced from 9 exons. Gene Ontology annotation, biological process: positive regulation of autophagy. Gene Ontology annotation, cellular component: lysosome; late endosome.
GGCGGGUCAGGGCGGAGCUGAGAGGACAGCAAAGGCGGAAGCAGCGGCCCGCGGGACUGGGAAGGGGCUGGUCCCGGAAGGAGGAGGAAACCUGAAAAGAAAACAGCAACAAGCUGAGGUGCUGUGACAGAGGCAAACAAAAUGGCGGCGCCGACGGGGAGCCUCUGGGUCAGGGCCCAGCUCUCGCCGCUGCUGCUGCUGCUGACUAUGGCCCUGACCGGAGGCUCGGGGACCGCUUCGGCUGAAGCUUUUGACUCGGUCUUGGGUGAUACGGCGUCUUGUCACCGGGCCUGUCAGUUGACCUACCCCUUGCACACCUACCCCAAGGUGCCUGCCAGUUUGUACACAGUGAACUACACAGAAGAGGAGUUGUACGCGUGUCAGAGAGGUUGCAGGCUGUUUUCAAUUUGUCAAUUUGUGGAUGAUGGAAUUGAUUUAAAUCGGACCAAAUUGGAAUGUGAAUCUGCAUGUACAGAAGCAUAUUCCCAAUCUGAUGAGCAAUAUGCUUGUCACCUUGGUUGCCAGAAUCAGCUGCCAUUCGCUGAAUUGAGACAAGAACAACUCAUGUCCCUGAUGCCAAAAAUGCAUCUACUCUUCCCUCUAACUCUGGUAAGGUCAUUCUGGAGUGAUAUGAUGGACUCUGCACAGAGCUUCAUAACCUCUUCGUGGACUUUUUAUCUUCAAGCUGAUGAUGGAAAAAUAGUUAUAUUUCAGUCUAAGCCAGAGAUCCAGUAUGCACCACAGUUGGAGCAGGAGCCUACAAAUUUGAAAGAACCAUCACUAAGCAAAAUGUCUUCAGAUCUUCAAAUGAGAAGUUCACGAGCACAUAGGAACUAUCUUGAAGAUGGAGAACGUGAUGGUUUUUUAAGAUGUCUCUCUCUUAACUCCGGGUGGAUUUUAACCAUGACUCUUGUCCUCUCCGUGAUGGUAUUGCUCUGGAUUUGUUGUGCAACCGUUGCUACAGCUGUGGAGCAGUAUGUUCCCUCUGAGAAGCUGAGUAUCUAUGGUGACUUGGAAUUCAUGAAUGAACAAAAGCUAAACAGAUAUCCAGCUUCUUCUCUUGUGGUUGUUAGAUCUAAAGGUGAAGAUCAUGAAGAAGCAGGACCUCUACCUGCAAAAGUGAAUCUUGCUCAUUCAGAAAUUUAAGCUUUUUUUUUUUUAAGAAAAGUGUAUAGACAUCUAAAUUUGCAUUCCUCAUAGUGCUUUUUAAAAUGGUUUCAUUGGCUAUAGGACUUAAAAAUCACUAUUAAAUGUAAAUAAAGUUACCCAAAUCUGUGACGACUGUA